Daucus carota subsp. sativus is the source of this 1762-nucleotide messenger RNA. RefSeq names its product protein DETOXIFICATION 16. Bases 124 to 1599 code for a protein of 491 amino acids. Gene Ontology annotation, biological process: xenobiotic detoxification by transmembrane export across the plasma membrane. Gene Ontology annotation, molecular function: xenobiotic transmembrane transporter activity; antiporter activity. Gene Ontology annotation, cellular component: membrane. The transcript has 8 exons. NCBI's taxonomy places the organism in Eukaryota, Viridiplantae, Streptophyta, Magnoliopsida, Apiales, Apiaceae. The record is from RefSeq and is a predicted model, not a curated record.
AAGAUAGGGAGGGAGCUGAGCUUUUUAAACCGACUCAAAUCGGCAGGCUAUAUAUAUCACACUUCCCGUAUCAGCUAAUCCAUUGUUUUGGGUAUUUUGCAAUAAAAUCAGAUUCUGCAAGUUAUGGGCAAAGGAGAGCAGAUAAGUUCAUCUUCUUUGAUCAAACCUCUCAUAAAUGGUAAUGAUGCUGCUGAUGAACAUUUAAAAGGUGUUAUUACAAAACAGGAUAUUGUAGAGGAAGUGAAGAAGCAGCUGUGGCUAGCUGGACCACUCAUUUGUGUUAGUCUUUUGCAGUCAUGUUUGCAGUUGAUUUCUGUUAUGUUUGUUGGACAUCUCGGAGAGUUGGCUCUUUCUGGUGCUUCUAUGGCUACUUCCUUCGCUUCUGUUACUGGUUUCAGCUUAUUGAUGGGAAUGUCGUGUGCCAUGGAGACGUUUUGUGGCCAGUCCUAUGGAGCAAAGCAGUACCAUAUGCUUGGCAUACAUAUGCAGAGAGCUAUGUUUGUUCUUUUGCUUGUUAGUGUUCCCUUGGCUUUUAUUUGGGCUAAUACCGGCAUCAUUCUCAAAGCCUUGGGUCAAGAUCCAGCUAUAUCAGCAGAAGCUGGCCGCUAUGCUCAGUACAUGAUCCCCUGCCUAUUUGCAUAUGCCCUUCUUCAGUGUCAUGUUAGAUUUUUACAAACACAGAACAUAGUAUUUCCGAUGAUGGUGAGCUCAGGGAUCACAACUCUGCUACAUAUUUUCCUCUGUUGGAUUUUGGUGUUCAAGUCUGGCCUAGGUAGCAGGGGAGCCGCUUUGGCCAAUUCUAUAUCUUAUUGGAUAAAUGUUGUGCUGUUGGCACUUUAUGUGAGGUUUUCUUCAUCUUGUGCAAAAACCUGGACCGGAUUUUCGAAGGAAUCCCUUCAAAAUAUUCCAACUUUUAUUAGACUUGCAGUUCCUUCAGCUGUUAUGGUCUGCUUGGAAAUGUGGUCGUUUGAAAUGUUGGUUCUACUCUCUGGUCUUCUUCCUAAUCCGCAGCUAGAGACUUCAGUACUCUCAGUCAGCCUCAAUACUGCUGCAAACUGUUGGAUGAUACCAUUUGGACUCAGUGCCUCUGUGAGCACAAGGGUCUCGAAUGAAUUGGGCGCAGGUCAUCCGCAAACUGCACGAUUGGCGGUUUACGUGGUCUUUGUGAUGGCUAUUGCAGAGGGUAUUAUGGUUGGAGUACUUUUAUUGUUGAUUCGUAAUAUUUGGGGAUAUGCUUACAGCAAUGAAGUAGAAGUUGUCAGAUACGUAGCGAUCAUGAUUCCCAUUCUUGCAACUUCAAACUUCUUUGAUGGCAUUCAGUGUGUGCUUUCAGGGGUUGUUAGAGGAUGUGGUUUCCAGAAAAUUGGUGCAUAUAUAAAUCUGGGAGCAUAUUAUCUUGUGGGUCUUCCUUGUGGUGUUCUGUUCGCAUUUGUUCUACAUGUUGGGGGACAGGGGCUCUGGUGGGGGAUCCUCUGCGCAUUAGUAGUUCAAGUGUUCUUCCUUCUUGUUGUCACGGCUCGUAUCAACUGGAAUGAAGAAGCAAAGAAGGCGGAACAUAGAGUUCAUGAUUCUGCGAUCCCUGUUGAAUUUAUCUCGUAAAGCAGAAGCUGUCUGAUUGAAAUUUUGUAUUGCUUUUGUAUCAAAAUCUAACAAUGAGAAGAAUCUAAUUAUUUGAGAAAAUAAUCUACCUUAAUAAGCUCAACAGGCUUGAUGUACAUGAAGUUUUAAAUUGUUGAAUCCGAAGUGGAUAUUGCAGAUAGGA